Messenger RNA from Rhizophagus irregularis DAOM 181602=DAOM 197198, 2660 nucleotides. RefSeq lists its product as uncharacterized. Gene Ontology annotation, molecular function: protein binding; protein kinase activity; ATP binding. Gene Ontology annotation, cellular component: cytoplasm. Gene Ontology annotation, biological process: protein phosphorylation; signal transduction. Lineage: Eukaryota; Fungi; Glomeromycota; Glomeromycetes; Glomerales; Glomeraceae. The record is from RefSeq and is a predicted model, not a curated record.
UUUUCAAAUAUUUAAAUCCACGAAAUUUCGGAAACGAAUCUUUUCAGGAAAAAUAAAAGGAAUAAUAAUAAACAAAUAAAUUGAUCUUAUAUAUAAACAUACAAACCUAUAUUCUUAAAAAGAUGGAUAAAUGGAUUAUAGAAAAAAUAAAAAGUGAGGAUAUUAACUAUUUUGAUUAUAAAGAAUUCAGUGAUAAUGUGGAAAUUGGUAGAGGAGGAUUUGGAAUUGUUUAUAAAGCUAAUUGGAAUAAAAGAGGAAUGAAAGAUGCGGCAUUAAAAAGUAUGUUAAAUAAUAAUAAUAAUUCCCCACUUAACAAAGAAAAAUUUGAAGAAUUUAUUAAGGAGUUAAGACUUAUUCGUUCUCUUCAUUAUCAUGAUAACAUCAAUCGAUUUCGUGGUGUAACACAAGAUCUAUCUGGGAAUUAUAUGAUGGUAUUACAAUAUGCUAACGAAGGAACUUUAAGAGAUUAUUUGGGAAAUAAAGAAAGGUUUGAUUCAUUAUCAUGGGAACGCAAAAUACAAAUGGCGCUUGAUAUUACUAAAGGGUUACAAUGUCUACAUGAUAAACAAAUUAUUCAUAGAGAUCUGCAUUCAAAAAACAUAUUAGUUAACGAUGGCAAAUUAAUGAUCGCUGAUCUUGGAUUAUCUAAACAGUUGACAGUCCAAUCUAAUUCAGAAGCUAAUGGAGUCAUUGGAAUGACUGAAUAUAUUGAUCCUUGGUGUUUCAAGAAUAAUCAUAAUAGUCGAGACAAAAGAUCAGAUAUUUACAGUUUAGGCAUUUUAUUAUGGGAAAUUACAAGUGGUCAUCCUCCUUACAAGGAAAUUGCGGAAAAUUUUAUACUUUAUAAAGUCAGUAAAGGUUAUAGAGAAAAACCAAUUAAAAAUACACCUUCAGAUUACAAAAAGUUAUAUAAAAAAUGUUGGAAAGACAACCCAAACCGAAGACCCAAAAUUAAUGAAGUUUACAGUAUUUUAAACGGAUUAUCAUCCAAUCAUGAUAGUAUUAAUAAUGGUAAUGUAGGAAAUGAGACAAAUAAUAAUCCAGCUGAGACUAAAAAUUCGAGAAAAUCUUUUAUUUCUUCCAGUCUUAUAAUAAACGUAAUAAACGUGAAUUGGAAGUUUAUUAAAGAAAAAAGUAAUAAACCCGGUGAAAUGGAAUUAAAUGAAUUAGUAAAUGAAAUUGUUCAAGGUUAUUUAAGAAAAAAUAAUAAUGGAACGACAAAAACGUUUGACUUUGAACACAUCUUAAGAAAAUAUGAAUCACAGUCAACGUGUCUCUUUAAUCAUCUUAAAAAUAAUCCAUCAAAAAUACAUUAUGAAGUAGUGAUUGGAAUUUUCUAUAAAAGAGGCUUUGGAGUAGAAAAAAGUGAAAAAGAAAGUUUCGACCAGUUUAAAAAUGCGAGUCAAAAAGGUGAUAUAAAUAGUCAUUAUGAACUUGGAGAAUGUUUUUACAAUGGUACUGGAACUAAAAAAGAUUUUGAUAAAGCGUUUGAAUAUUACAAAUUUGCUGCAGAUAAAGGGCUUAAUAUAGCCUUAUUUACUCUUGCAAAGUACUAUUAUAAUAGUAAUGAAUAUGCCAAAUCCAUUGACUAUUACGAAAAAUCUGCUAAUAAAGAUUUCGUACCAUCUCAGUAUUAUGUAGCAAAAUUUUAUAAUAAUGGGUAUGGUAAAAAAAUAAGUAUUAAAAAGGGUUUAAAAUGGCUUGAAAAAUAUCGAGAGAAAGAUGGAUCCUGGAAUAUAACUGAUGAAAUUAAGAAAUUAGAGGCAAGAAAACCUUUAGAUAUAGCGGAAGCAAUAAAUGAAAUAGUUGAAGAUUAUAAAAAAAAUAACCAUACUGGAGCAACAAAGAACUUUGAUUUUAAAUAUACUUUAGAAAAAUAUGAACCGCGAUCGAAGGAUAUUUUUAACCAACUUAGAGAUAAUCAAACAUUAAUACAACAUUAUGAAGUAGUGAUUGGAACAUUCUACAAAAAAGGUUUUGGAGUAGAUAAGGAUGAAAAAGAAAGCUUUGAAUGGUUUAGUAAAGCGAGUCAAAAAAAUGAUAUAAAUGGCCAUUUUGAGCUUGGAGAAUGCUAUUAUAAUGGCAUCGGAAUUGGAAAAGAUUGCAAGAAAGCAUUAUAUUAUUAUACACUUGCUGCUAACAAAGGCUUAAAUAUAGCUUUAUGUAAUCUUGCAGAAUAUUUUAUGAACAGUAAAAAUAAGCGUAAGGCAUUUAGCUAUUACAAAAAAGCAGCUAAAAGCGGGUUUGUGCAAUCUCAGUAUUAUUUAGCGAGAUGUUAUAAUAAUAAAAAAAGAAAUAUUAAAAAGUCAUUAAGCUGGCUUAAAAAAUAUCAAGAGAAUGAUGGAUCCUGGGAAAUAUCCGAUGAAAUUACGAAGGUAGAAAAGCAAUUGGUAGACCAGAAAGAAGGAAAUUCAUUAGCUUUAUUAUAGAUUAAACUUAUAAAUAUAUCAUGGCGCAGUGGUGGCAAAGUAAUUAUGUAAUCAAAAUUUAUGUAGCACUUAUAUUUAUUAUAACUACAUUUAACCAGAGCUCUCUCUAUUAUUUAUUGGAGUUAGGGUUAGGGUGGGUUAGGUUUAUUUAUCACAGCGUAUCACACAUUCUUGUUAAUUAAUCCGGGGACAGAAAUUUUUUAUUAAAAAUCCUAUUCGUCAUCCCUUAUU